AAGACAUCAAAUUUAGAAAUACAAUAAGAAACCACCAUGUCGGAGGAGAACCACCAGCGCCGCCGCCACCACCACCACAAGGAGGAGGAAGAAAAUAUCCCCUCCGAAACCACCCCAUAUUCCAAAUCUGAAUUCUCCAAAAAUUCCACUUACUCUUCUAACCUCUCCGAAAAUAAAACCGCCACUUAUGGCGGUGGCUACGGUGAAUCAAAAAAUAAGGCCGACGAAUAUGACAGUGAAAGUUACGGUGAAGAUAAGGCUGGCGAAUAUGGAGGUGACUUUGGUAAGUUCGGAAAUAAGGUGGCCGCAGAGUAUGGUGGUGGCUAUGGUGAGUCAGAAAAUAAGGCCACAGAGUACGGGGGUGGCUACGGCGAGUCGGAAGAGAAGGUAGGCGAAUACGGUGGAGGCUUCGGUAAGUCUGGAAAUAAAGUCGCCGCCGCGUACGGCGGCUAUAGUGAGUCGGGAAAUAAGGCUACUGAAUACGAGGGUGGGUACGGUGAGUCGGAAGAUAAGGGAGAUGAAUACGGUGGUGGCUAUGGUAAGUCUGGAAAAAAGGCCGCCGCCGAGUACGUGGGUGGCUAUGGUGAGUCGGAAAAUAAGGACACUGAGUACGGUGGUGGAUACGGUGAGUUAGAAGGUAAGUCUGGACAUAAAUCCGCGGAGUACGGUGGUGGGUACGGCGGGUUGGAAGAUGAGGGCGGUGAGUACGGUGGUGGGGAUAGGACAGAUUACAAAAAGGAAGCGGAACAGCACCUCGGCGAGAUCGGUGUUGCAGCGGCCGGUGCCUUCGCUUUGUAUGAACAGCAUGAGUCAAAGGAAGAUUCAGAGAAUGGACACGGGCACAAGGUAGAGGAGGAGGUAGCGGCAGCGGCGGUGGGGGCCGGUGGGUAUGCAUUUCACGAGCGCCACAAGAAGGAAGAGGCAAGAAACCAAUAUGAAUAGACCCAUGGAAGAAAGAUCAAAUAAUGUCCAUUUAAAAGGUUUCUAUCAAAUAUAUGGGUUUUUAAAGCUUAUAAAAUAAAAAAAUGUUGUGUAUUUAUCAUAGAAAUGUUAUGGCCAAUGUUUUAUAUGUAUGUUGUAUAAUGUGUGGUCUUAAUAUUUUUUAGUGGGUGGAGUUGUAAUGGACAAGGUGUGCAAUAAUACUUAAUUUAAAACUCGAAA
This is a messenger RNA of Cucurbita maxima (winter squash), 1161 nucleotides long. RefSeq names its product keratin, type I cytoskeletal 9-like. The record is from RefSeq and is a predicted model, not a curated record. Bases 37 to 942 code for a protein of 301 amino acids. Lineage: Eukaryota; Viridiplantae; Streptophyta; Magnoliopsida; Cucurbitales; Cucurbitaceae. The transcript has 2 exons.